AUGCCGACUUACUUUUUUCAUCUUACCUUUGAGCUUUACCCCUCGCGCUCGUCGCCGGACAAGACAUUUACCCCGCCGCCGCGGACCGACAUCUUCAAUUCCGAACUCCCGGCGCAUCGAAGGGCCUCUUGGGGCUCCUAUCCUUCUCCCACGCGCACCUAUAGCAGCACUUCCGCCCACAUUGCCUCUAGCAGCGAGGCUGGCCAAGCAACCAUCUCCCGCGACCAACGGGCUACUUCACGUCGGCUCAGCCAGCGCACGCGACCAUCCUUCUCGAACCACCACGACAGCCCCGUGCCUGUUGUCAAGCCCCCAACCAGACCCGCACACAGACGGACACAGAGCUUUGCGCACCGAGACUGGCGAUUCGGCACCAUUUCCAUUCUCAGCAUCGACAUGAACCCGAGCGAUGGCACUGAUCUUGCUCAGCCCCGCGCAAAGUCUCUCAAGCACCCUUCCCAUUCCUCGAACACGGGCGGCUUAGCGACAAAGGGAAAGUUUAUACCCUCUGAUCUGAAGGAUACCGAAGUUGGCUGGGGAGUGGUACAUCUGUAUCGAGAUGGGCACGAAACACCAGGCUUAUACGAUGAAGUCGACCGAGGCAACAAGUCUUUCAAUGAGGAAGAAUGCACAACGCUGUGCAUCCUGGCAGUCCCUUCAUACAUGACACCUUCGGAUUUUCUGGGCUUCAUGGGCGAGCAGACGAGGGAACAUGUCUCUCAUUUUAGGCUUAUUCGGACAAGCAGAGCCAACAAGUACAUGGUGUUGAUGAAGUUUCGCGAGGCCAAGAAGGCACGGGAAUGGAGGAAAGAAUGGGACGGGAGGCCAUUCAACAGCAUGGAGCCGGAAUACUGCCAUGUCGUCUUCGUCAAGUCGAUCAACUUUCAAAACGGCGACUCCAACAGCGACCCGACCUCGUAUCCAGAUCUUAAAAACGACCCCUUUGCGCCCGCUGCGACAAAACAGCCCACAGCCCCUCUCCCAUCGGCGACCAAUGUCUCCUCGCCUGUUGACGGUCCUUCGAUAGCGACAUCACUCACCGCAAAGCCACACGCCCCGCCCACACCUGCUCUAGUCGAGCUACCGACAUGUCCUGUCUGUUUGGAGAGAAUGGAUGAAACAACAGGCCUCCUCACCAUAUUAUGUCAGCAUGUCUUUCACUGUGCCUGUCUCGAGAAAUGGCGAGGUUCGGGCUGUCCAGUGUGUCGAUAUACGCAGAAUGAUGCCUUUACCCUGCACCGCAGCGCGGAUGGGGAUAGUCCUGACAAUGAGUGUAGCGUCUGCGGAUCUACACAAAACCUCUGGAUCUGCCUCAUCUGCGGUAAUAUAGGGUGCGGGCGCUACGACUCGGCUCACGCAUUUGCACAUUACGAGGCUACAAGCCAUACAUAUGCCAUGGACGUGGUGACGCAGCAUGUCUGGGACUAUGCAGGCGAUGGCUACGUUCAUCGCCUCAUACAAAACAAAACAGACGGCAAGCUCGUGGACAUGCCAGCCUCGAACCAAUCCUUCAGUGCGCCUGGUAUGACGGGCUACGCCAACGACACUGUCCCACGCGAGAAGCUAGACAACAUGGGCAUGGAGUAUGCCUACCUCCUGACAUCGCAACUCGAAUCGCAACGCGCAUACUUUGAAGAGCAGCUCGAGCGCGCCGUCGACAAGGCCGCCAAAGCCGCCUCUACCGCCGAAGAAGCCAGCCGCUCCAUCACGACGCUAUCCCAAAAACUCGACCAGCUCUCCACCGACCACGCCCAAGCCACAUCGACCAUUGCCUCGCUCACCAAGGAAUCUGCGCGCAACGCUCAAAAAGCAGCGUCCGCCUCUGAACUCGCCCGCAGCCUCACAAAGCAGUACAAAGAAGAGCAGAUUGUAAACGAAUCCCUCAUGCAGCGCAUCAAGCACCUCGAAGCUAAAAUCGAGGAUGCUCAGCACAAAGUGCAGAUGCUCGAGGCGCAGAAAGCAGAUCUCGAGGAGCAGAAUCGCGACCUCGGCUUUUUUAUCAGCGGCCAGCAGAAGCUCAAGGAGAUGACGGGCAAUGAGGUCUUGGGACUCGAUCAGGCCGAGGUAGAAGCUGGUACUGUCGAGGUGGGUGAAUCCGCCAAGAAUAGCCGUGCGAGGAGGAAGGGCAAGAAGAAGGCGUAA
Messenger RNA from Exserohilum turcica Et28A, 2142 nucleotides. RefSeq lists its product as uncharacterized. The coding region runs from base 1 to 2142 and encodes 713 amino acids. The transcript has 2 exons. Gene Ontology annotation, cellular component: cytoplasm. The record is from RefSeq and is a predicted model, not a curated record. Gene Ontology annotation, biological process: protein ubiquitination; Ras protein signal transduction. NCBI's taxonomy places the organism in Eukaryota, Fungi, Ascomycota, Dothideomycetes, Pleosporales, Pleosporaceae. Gene Ontology annotation, molecular function: ubiquitin protein ligase activity; zinc ion binding.